Opisthocomus hoazin is the source of this 1325-nucleotide messenger RNA. The record is from RefSeq and is a predicted model, not a curated record. Lineage: Eukaryota; Metazoa; Chordata; Aves; Opisthocomiformes; Opisthocomidae.
GUGUCUGAAAAGUUCAUUGUUGAGGGCUUAAGAGAGUUCGAACUGUUUGGAGAGCAGCCUCCGGGUGACUCUCGGAGAAAAACAAAUGAGGCGAGCUCCGAGUCGAUAGCUUCUUCCCCUAAAAGGGACACCAUGAGCAACUUCCUACCAGACAGCAGCUGUUACGAGUUGCUCACUAUCAUAGGCAGAGGCUUUGAAGACUUGAUGGUUGUGAACCUGGCCAGGUAUAAACCCACAGGAGAGUAUGUCACUGUCAGAAGAGUGAACCUGGAGGCCUGCACGAAUGAAAUGGUCACAUUCUUGCAGGGGGAACUUCAUGUUUCCAAGCUUUUCAACCACCCUAACAUUGUGCCGUACAAAGCAACUUUCGUAGCUGACAAUGAGCUAUGGGUAGUGACAUCUUUCAUGGCCUAUGGUUCUGCAAAAGAUUUAAUCUGUACCCAUUUUAUGGAUGGGAUGAGUGAACUGGCUAUUGCAUAUAUCCUCCAAGGCGUAUUGAAAGCACUUGACUACAUCCACCAUAUGGGCUACGUACAUAGGAGUGUUAAAGCCAGCCAUAUCCUGAUCUCUGUAGAUGGGAAGGUGUACCUCUCUGGUCUGCGAAGUAAUCUAAGUAUGAUCAACCACGGGCAGCGACUCAAAGUUGUUCACGACUUCCCCAAAUACAGCAUCAAAGUCCUGCCUUGGCUCAGUCCUGAAGUCUUGCAGCAGAAUCUCCAGGGUUAUGAUGCAAAAUCUGAUAUUUACAGUGUAGGCAUAACAGCCUGUGAGCUGGCAAAUGGACACGUACCAUUUAAAGACAUGCCUUCUACUCAGAUGCUCUUGGAGAAGCUGAAUGGAACUGUUCCCUGCUUGCUAGACACCACAACAAUUCCUGCUGAUGAGCUGACUAUGACAAACUCCCGUUCAAGUGCUAACUACGGGAUGGGCGAGAGCAUGGCUAUUAGCAAUGUGAGAGCGGCCAACGGAGAGCCAACCCUGCACCCGUACCUUCGGACCUUCUCCACCUACUUCCAUAACUUUGUAGAGCAGUGCCUCCAGCGGAACCCCGAUUUCAGGCCAAGCGCAGGCACUCUGCUUAGUCAUCCCUUUUUCAAGCAGAUCAAGCGCCGUGCUUCUGAAGCGCUCCCUGAACUUCUGCGCCCCGUCACCCCGAUCACCAAUUUUGAAGGAACACGGCCCCAGGAUCCCAGUGGCAUUUUUGGGCUGGUGUCAAACCUGGAGCAGCUGGAUGUGGAUGACUGGGAAUUCUAGAAAAACAGGGACUAUACCCCGUUCUGGAGGAGCUUUCUGGACACUGUAAUUUAUUGGUCCUGUUCAUAAAA